AUGCUGACUCUUGUUUCGCGUCCAGCUGCUGGGCGCACCACCCUACCGGCUGCGCCGGAGGCUCCACAGAGCGCCGGAGCCUAUCCUCUCGUUGGCGUAGAUGACGGGGCGCUUUCGCAGAAUGCCUCAAGCUGCGUUCCAGCGUCGUUGGCACACGUCGUGGAGGCUUCGUGCGAGGCGGUCGCGGCGGGGAAUAAGUUGAGCCUCGCCGCCAAGUCACAGACGCCGCGGGCUGAAGCGCCUCCGACAGAGAGCCAGAAAGAGGGACCAGCCACACGCGCAGAGGCUGCGGCACAGCCGCAGCUGCCCCCGUGGGACGCCUCCGACGGAGACGCACCAGCGGGGAGCGAGCACCAAGAAGAAAACGACAUGUCGCGUCAGCUGGGCGUCGUGGGUGACGGGGCGCGAGGGACAGAGACGCCCGAACCCGCCGCUCAUGUUUCUAGUGACGAACGAGAUGUGGAGAAAGCGUCGUCACUGGCGAGAUUCGCUGGCAACUCCUUUGUCGCAAUCAAGGCACACCUGCUCGCCAGCCUGAAGCGGCUCAACGCGUCAUACACGCGCCUUCACACAUUCACAGACGCGUCGACUGCCGCCGCGGACGGCCCAAGCUCCGCCCCGCUCGCUUCGGACGCCUCGUCGUCGCCGUCAUCGGAUCGUCUGCAGCAGAAAGAUCGUCAAGGCGAGAGCUCAGGAAGUGGCGACGACGAAGGUUCGUCGCGCGAGCAGAGAGGGCGCGUUGAAGUUCGUGCCGCUGCACUUGAUCUCCUCCUCGGAGUGUCGUCGGUCCUGCAGGCCGUCAACGUUCUACAUGUCUCUCAGCAGAUGCUAAACAAGCGCGCUGAGGAAGGCGCCCCUGAGCGCCUGCUCGAGGAUGCGGAAGAGCUGCGCGCGCACCUGCGACGAGAUGCCGGGUUGAAGCGGGAAGCCGAGGCACUGAGCAAGCUGCUGAGAGAGACUCCGCGGCUCGAGGGCGUCGCCUCUCUUCAGGGUAUUCUAUCGCAAAUGCGCAGAGAGGGCAUUCUGGACAUCGACGCCGCCAUCUCGGCUGCGAUAAGCGACAAGUCUCGCGUCGUGGCGAGGACAGGAGACGUGUUUGCUGAGCUGCUCACCUCGGACUCCAUCAAAGAAAAGACGGGAGGCAAGGUGGAGGCUCAAGCAGAGGCGACCGGUGAAGCCGGCGGACAGAGCCAGGCAGACGGUGCUGGGGGAGCAGAGGCAACGGAGAGCGACGAAGCGUCGUCGCCUGCCGGCCGCGGGAUCGCAGAGCUUCUGUUCUCUUGGUGGUGUCCCGGGGACGCACCGCCUCAAGAUCAAGAGGCCAGGCCGCGUCGCGAAGCAGUGGGAGGCAACGCAGAACGAAGCAAGAGCACGACUGAAGCGCCUCGGCAGCGGGCUGUCGGUGUGAAACAAGGUGAAAACUGUGGUGUCGCACCGCUUCUCUCUUUUGCAUCACUGACAACGUGUGCCAGCGGGCCGGUUGAGUGGACUUCCUCCGCACGCGAAGGGCGUGAGCUGUCGGAGCUUGAGCGUGCGACAGCCAGCGAGAGCGACGUAGAGGAAAACGUGGGAGGAGGCCGCCCCAUCAUGGGCAUGGGCGUGCCACAAGCUGAGAAGGAAAAGCUCCUCUGCUUCCUGCGGCAAAACCUGGGUGCUAGGCCGCGGGAAAACCGAGCGGAAGCACUCCCUCGAGAAGCUGCAGGCUCCACACGCAGAGGAGAGGACGUAGAAAGCGAGUCCGCCACAGACGUCCGCGUGAGUGAGGAGAACGAAGAACUCGACGCAACAGAGAAGGCGCCAAAGUCCGCAGCAGACGUGGAGGAGACCGGGUCGCCCCAGGGCCGUGAAGACGAGCAAGAUGAAGAGGCGCAAGAAGACGAGAAUUCGGUGGAUGCAGGCAGUCCAGAUGCAGGAGGUCCAGAAUUGAAGUCGCGUGCGCUGUUGAGCGGCCAAAGCUCCUCUUCUGCUACGGCGAGCACGUCGGUCAACGGUGCGGCAGGCGCGACCGCGGCGAAGGAUGCCGAGGACGCGGAGGUCGCGAGAUAUUACGCAGACCUCCAGGAGCUUCAUCGGCAUCAGUGCGCCCAGUUGCUGCGCCUUAGAGAAGCAGAGAAGAGACGCCAGCAGCUUGAGCAGGAGCACGCAGAAUGGCUAAAAGAGCAGAGAGAGGAACUCCAAGAGCUGAGUCAGCAGCUCCAGCGGCCCCCACUUCCCACGGGAAGCAGGUUGAGAGGCGGCUCCAUGCUUUCUUCGCGGUCGUCGAAUGGGGUUUACCGCUUUGGAUCCGCGCCCGUGACUCAGAAGGAGCCGUCGUCCAUCCUGGUCCCUGUGUCGGUGCUCGGCGGCAUCUCCAAGAGCAGCUAUGCCACAAGCAGAACUCACACUCGGGACGGAAAAGGCGACAGAGUAGUGGCCUCUGGGCGCAACGAGUCUGCCUUCUCGUCUUGCCGUCCUGCCAGCGAGACAGCUGUUGUACCACAGCCCAGUUGUCGCGUGCUUUUCGCGCGCCAGCUGGAAGGGAACUCCGCUUCCGCAGGGGACGGCGCAGAGUCGAGGACUCUGCCGACCUGGCAGACGAGUCUCCUUCGGCCUCACACGUAUGCAUGGGGCGCAGGCCGUGCCGUUCCUCGUGCAGUGAUGAAUCCGCGCGAGCUGAUGAUGCGGGCAGCUGCCAAGCUCCAGAGCCUCAGUAAGACACAGGAGGAGACAGCGGAGACCAAGGCCCCCGUGCCGAGUCCGGAGCCUAACGCGGCAGAUUGCGCGCGUAUCGAGACAGCAGCCGAAGAGGCGGGAAGCCUGCGAGUCAGCAAGAAAAGUAGGAACGAUGUGCCAGGCGACAGGGGGAGUGUCGCGAGACGACCUGUCGCCACAGAGGCGCAGGGGCGGCCGCGGACGCGCCCGUCGAUGCAGCGGACGCAAGACGAGCCGCUGGGGGCACACGAGGUGGUGCACCAGGGCAGAGAUGGCGAGACGAAAAAGGUAACGACAGCCCUAACGACCCGGGGCGAGAGUCAGAGCAAGCCCUCGCGGGAGGCGGCAGCCCCUACGGACGCAUGUUUGUACCAAGAGCUCGUUCGAUCUGCCUCCGAAGUCGCGACCCGGCGGCCAGUCUCUGUCUCCUUUGUUGACUCGCGAUCGCCCAAAGGCUCUCAGGUGUCGCCUAGUCUGAGAAGAGUCGCUCGCACACGGUCGCAGUCUACUGAGGGAGGCUUCCACGCUAAGGCUUUGAGAUCCGUUGCGUCCGCGUCGACAACCGCUCUAGGAGAGCUUGAGAGUCCUGACAGACAGCCUUCCGAUCCGGCUACGAGGCGAUUGAGAGUAGGCACGUUGAUGAGUCGUCUGGAUCCGCUGAGAUAUGCAGGCAGCGUGAGAAGGCCUCCGGCGCCGAGGACAGUGGCAAGCUUAGGCAGCAGGUCAACGGGUACUGCUCGCUCUGCUUCGCGGGGGGCUGCAGCUAAAGCGGUGCAGCCAGUUGCCGAGAGAGGCCGAGCCGAAAUUCCGACUGCGGCGCCGGCAAACAUGAGCGAUACGUUAUCCUUUAGUCGUGCAGGGAGUCCAAAGAGCUCACGAGUGAGCACACAGCUCGAGGUGGAGCAGAGAGCCGCCCUGGUCCUUCAGCGAGCUCCGAGUGCUGGACCGAAGGUUGAUACUGAACAAGGAGGUAUCACGGCCGCCCUCAAGCGAAGGCCCUUUCCUCAGGUCCGCAGGGAGAAGCCCAGAGAUGGCCUUUAUUCACUCAACGCAUCCGACGGAGAACGAGGAAAGCCGAUGGCGCCCACACGAAUCCGUGGCCAAGUAGCAUCGUCUUCGGUGGUGGCGCAAGCGGAGGUGACUCGCAGGGAGUCGAGCGCUGCUCUUAGCGCCGAAGGCUCGCGCUCAGGGGAGGUUCAGUGGCAAAAGUCGCUCCGAGGGCCUUCGCAGAGGGCUCCUACCGGGGCAACUGUGGAAGGGAGAAUCCACAGGGACGAGGAGAGUGUAGGCCAUGCCUGGUUGCAGAAGAGCGGGAGCCACUUUAAAAAGCCUGCUGUUGUCGGUGUAAGGCAUGCUCGCACCAUGCCAGCUAACUGCACCUUAGAGGCGCGAGCUGUAGGCGGAGACCGGACAAGUCCCGUGGGUGCAGAGGCUGCCCGCAGCGAGCGUAUGCCGUUAGUAUUCUACAUCUUAAUUGUAGGGAAUUCGAGUGGGAUGGCGGGCGCACUAUAG
Messenger RNA from Besnoitia besnoiti, 4203 nucleotides. RefSeq lists its product as uncharacterized. The coding region runs from base 1 to 4203 and encodes 1400 amino acids. The record is from RefSeq and is a predicted model, not a curated record. The transcript has 6 exons. NCBI's taxonomy places the organism in Eukaryota, Apicomplexa, Conoidasida, Eucoccidiorida, Sarcocystidae.